Messenger RNA from Drosophila simulans, 6809 nucleotides. RefSeq names its product methyltransferase-like protein 25. Gene Ontology annotation, molecular function: S-adenosylmethionine-dependent methyltransferase activity. Lineage: Eukaryota; Metazoa; Arthropoda; Insecta; Diptera; Drosophilidae. The transcript has 3 exons. The coding region runs from base 1 to 1485 and encodes 494 amino acids. The record is from RefSeq and is a predicted model, not a curated record.
AUGUCCAAGGUGGGAGUUGUGCAGUUACAGAGGCGUCUGGAUGGCUUACUGGCCUUCCUUAAUCCGCACUGGGAUUUUGUCAAUUGCCACAUGGUAAACUACUUGACGGACCACCACUGGGAGGGCUUUCUAUCCGAAACGCUGAAAAGUGAGAUCGCCGGAAAGGAAGAUGUCGCUCUGGCCAUAGAAGACCUAUUUUGGAAAACUGAUGAAUCAGUAAGGUUUCCGGCAUGGCGCGAAUUCCUCAGCAAAAGCAAACAAGAACGCCUGGCUCUUCAUCCGGAACUGCUGACUAGCGUGGAGGAACUUAUCGAGGGUCAGGAAAACUCCACGCAGCUAAGCAUUCGGGAGUUUAUGAGCGCCAAAAAGUGCCAUGAGGUGGAACUAGCAGCCGCUCUCGUGGACCAGCUUGUCAAGAACUCUGGUCAAGAAUGCUUCAUUGUAGACGCGGGCGAUGGCAAAGGGUAUCUAUCCUCGCGCUUGGCGCUCCAGUAUGGUCACCGCGUGCUCGGCAUCGACGCGAACGCGGCAAACACCGAGAACGCAUUGAAUAGGAAUCGCAAACUGCAGCGCGCUUGGAAUGGACUCACGGAACGAGCGGAGCUGCAAGUCCAGGGAAUCACGCCCAAGAGACGUGGUAAAAAGUCGCCAGCCAGAGAGAGUACCAAGACUGCGCCCGCCUUGGAAAACUACAAGACAACGGCUAAGUUUAUAACCACCGAACUUAACUUUGGCGCCCUGCUAGCGGGGCAUUUCACUCAGCUUGGACCGGAAGACAGUCCAAACAUUUGCCUUACUGGAUUGCAUACCUGUGGCAACCUGGCCGCCACCUGUCUUCAGGUUUUCCACGCCCAAUCGGACUGCCACUUGCUUUGUAAUGUUGGCUGCUGCUAUCAUUUGCUGCGGGAGCGCUACUCGCAGCAGGAGUUUUUUGGCAAUAAGGCCCUGAUGGAGCUGCAAACAGACUAUGGAUUCCCAUUGAGUCAGUACCUGCGGGAGCGACAAGUGCGCAUGGGUCGCAAUGCCCGGAUGCUGGCGGCCCAGUCAAUUGAACGCACCGUGGACGCCAAGGAGCUGCCAAAUGUAACGCUCUACUACCGCGCUCUCUUGGAGAUCCUAGUUCACCGCCAUGCGCCACAGCUGAAGAACGAACUCCAGGUGGGCAAGGUACGGAAAUUCGAGAGUUUCGAGGAGUACAUUCAAAAGUGUGCCACCAAAUUGGAUGCUCCUUGGUUGACAGCUGUCAAGAAAGAAGAACUUCAAUCCCUGCUCCAGGAAUAUGCUCUGGAUAAACACUUUUUGGAUCUGUUCUAUCUACUGCGCAUGUCCUUUGCUCCGGUGCUGGAGAGUCUUAUUCUCCUGGAUCGCCUGCUCUACCUCAAGGAACUUGGCUAUGAACGCAGCUAUCUGAUAGAUUUAUUUGAUCCCGUCAUUUCGCCCAGGCAUUUUGCAAUUGUUUCUAUAAAGCCGCAAACACAACAAUAAUGGCAUUUACAAAUGCAUCAAAAGUUUGACGGAAAAGCCGGUUGUGUUUAAUUAUUUUUAGAUUAUUAGCAUGCAAUACUUUUCAUAUCGUAAACGUAUUGCGUUAACGCUUUUAAAAAUCUAACUAGACCAUAGCACACAAAAGGUAAAUAAGAUUGUUGAAACUAAGAAUUUUUUUUUUUUUUUUUUUUUUUUUUUAAUUUUUAUUAUUUAUUGAAUCUUCCCUUUGUGUUAAGAGACUAACAAUAAGUGUUCAAAUCUUAAUCUAACUUAAUUAACUUUCACUUAGUGAUAGUUUUUUUUUUUCAUUAAUGCCCUAAUAAGUUUAUUGCUGGGCUGGGAGGUCGUUGCGGUGCAGCCGGCUUUGACUGCAUACUCGGAUUAGUUUUCUUGCGAGGGGAUUUGUAUGGGUGGUCAGCUUUUCGUUAUACUUCGUUUUUUUCUCAGCUAUUACUUCGAUUACUAAUUUGAUUUUUAGGUCUCUGUGUAUGUUUUCGUUUCGAAGGUACCACGGCGCUCCAGUGAUAAUUCUCAGAAUUCUUGACUGUGCUCGCUGAAUAAUGUCUAUGUUACUUCUGGAUGCGUUGCCCCACAGCUCGGAGCCAUAAGUCCAGAUAGGUUUUAAGACGGAGUUGUAUAGAAGAGCUUUGAACUCCAGACUAAGUGGAGAGCGAGCAUUUAUGAGCCAGUGGAGGUUCCUUGCUUUAAGUUUAAGAUGUUUCGAUUUGGCUUCUAUAUGUUUGCGCCAAGUGAGCCGCCUGUCCAGAUGAACUCCCAGAUAUGUUACCUCGUCGGCUUGUGGAAUGCAUAUGUUAUUCAAGACCAGUGGUGGGCAUGUUUGUUUGUUUAAGGUAAAGGUAACCUGCUUGCAUUUUUGAACAUUUAUUGAAAUUCUCCAGUCGGCAAGCCAUCGUUCUACAGAUGUUAAGUGUCGGGAUAGGAGUGCCGUGGCUUUUAUUGGGCAUUUCGAGCGACUGAGUAUCGCGGUAUCAUCGGCGAACGUGGAGGUUAUUAGAUUGUAGUCUAUGGGGAAAUCCGCCGUAUACAGGGUGUAUAAGAUUGGACCCAGUACACUGCCUUGCGGCACUCCAGCUUCGAUUGCGCAAUCGCGUGAAGUGCUUGUAUCGCAUCUUAUUGCAAACACUCUGUUAUAUAGGUAUGACUUCAGUAGCUUAUGUGUGUUUUGGGGCAACAGCUUGAUUAUUUUAAACAAAAGUCCAUCGAGCCACACUCUGUCAAAUGCCUGCGCGACGUCUAGAAAAAUGGCUGUGCAGUAUUCUCGAUGUUCAAAAGCAGUACGAAUUUCUGACGUGAUUCGGUUGACCUGUUCGAUGGUUCCAUGUUUUUCUCUAAAGCCAAAUUGAUGUGUUGGAAGUGUGUUGUUUAUUCUAAGAUGAGGGCUAAUCCGAAGGAGUAGCAUUUUUUCAAACAGCUUUGAAAGACAUGUUAGUAAGCUUAUCGGUCUAUAUGAUGAUGGCUGCGUUUUAUCUUUUCCUGGCUUUGGAAUCAUUACUAUGGUCGACUUUUUCCAUUUUUGAGGGAAGUAUCCAAGCUUGGCGAUUGCGUUGAACAACAGGCAGAUGUGAAGAAUAGCACACUUUGGGAGUUCAAUGAGCAUUCUUGGAGUUAUUAGGUCGUAGCCAGGCGAUUUUCUUGGGUUCAGUUGCUCUUUGAUAACCUUUGCUAGUUCACAUGGUCGGAAUUCAAAGGGUUCUUGAGGAUCUAGAUUGGCUGCUAUUAAAGGAGGGAGAAUAAAUGUGUUGGUAGAGGGAUUUGGUCGGAAUACAUUUUGUAAAUGGUCAGCGAAAGCACUGGCUCUUUCUUCAUCACUUCGAAACCAGGUGCCAGAGGGACUUCGGAGUGGCAUAAUUGGCGCUAUUGGAGUCUUUAGGUUUCUGUGAGCUCUCCAAAGAGGGUACUUAGUGCUGGUGGGAGAGAGUUGCUCGAUAUAUGAACGUUGGCUGUUUUUUUCCUCUUGUUUGAGAGCAUUGGUAAGCCUGCGUGUGGCUAUCUUAAGCAUGUGCUUAGUAAUUGGUGAUCUAUUAGACUGCCAAUCCCUUCGUAGGCGUCGUUUAUCUAAUACCAGCCGCUCGAUUUCGCGAUUAGUUUUGAUGUAGUUUGGUUUUGCAUACGUCACUGGCGGGGUUGAAGCCUUUGCAGCCGAAACUAAAAUGUUUUCAAGAGUUUCCGUUGACUUGUCUAUAUCCUCCUUUGUAGAUAAUGCCGUCGUUAGUUCUAUGUGUGAACAGACAUACUUUUGAUACCUUGGCCAGUUUGUUCUAAAAUUUGUGAGUCUAUACGGUGGGUCGACGAUGUGGGGGCGAGUUAGCAUAUUUAGAAAAACGGGUGAGUGAUCUGAUGAUAAAUCUGCUAGUGCUUCGGCGGUGACCAUGUUGCGGGGGACAUGUUUAGUAAUUGCAAAAUCGAUCAGGUCUGGGAUUUUUCUUGGGUCUGCUGGCCAGUAUGUAGGCUUACCCGGGGAUACAUAGUCUAGCUUGUUUUCUGGCUUCGUAAGCGCAUUGUACAAUUGCUUACCCUUUGGCGACACAAGUCGAGAUCCCCAAUGGGUGUGCUUGGCGUUAUAGUCACCCGCUGCGAUGAACCUGUCACCUAGUGUGUUAAAGAAUUCCAUGAAUUGAUCCUCAGAGAUUGGAAAGCGCGGUGGGCAGUAGACUGCGGCUAGAGUCGUUGAACCAUUGUUGAGUUGUAAGGCUAUGGACGUAGAUUGUAAGUAGUUUUUGUCAAAAUUGUUUAAGUGGUGGUGUUUUAUGCGAUUUCUGAUGAGUAUUCCAGUGCCUCCAUGAGCUUUACCAUCUGGAUGAUUUGUACCAUAGAACAAGUAUCCUGGUAUAUGAAAAUUGUUUUUAUUUGUGAGGUGCGUUUCUGAUAGUAGCAUUACGUCGAUGUUUUUUUCGUAAAUGAACUGUGUGAGCUCUUGUGUAUGCCGUGAAACGCCAUUUGCGUUCCACAGAGAUAUCCGUAGGGAAGCCAUUAUGGGGAUUUUGAAGAUACAAGAAGUUGAAUCAGGAUAUUUUGGUUUUUCAUGAGCUCUUGCAAAGUAUUUUGCAUGAACGUCAUGAAGUCUUUCAUGCUUUGCUGUAGGGAUAGCAUCAUAGCUUCGAUGCCACUUUGUUGUGUUUGUUGGAUGUUUGUCGGUGUAUGUUCGGAAUGAGCAGUUCUUGUCGGUGGGGCGGGCACUUCUAGUCCGGAUUUUAGGGCGCUAGCGAAAGAAAUUGUUGGAGUAGUGCUUGGGACAGUUAGGGGUGGUUGAAAAAUCGGUUGCGGAGAGUAGAAAUUGACUUUGUUGUAUGUAUGUGCUGUGGCAAUACGUUUGUUUAGGCGGCUCUUCAAUUCUUUGUACACCACACAGCCUCUGUAGUUUGCAGUAUGUUUUUCCCCGCAGUUACUGCAUUUCUUCACAGACUUAUCGUCCUUGUUUUUGGGGCAGUUUGCGGUAGUAUGAGGUUCGCUACAGACAACACAUACGGACUUAAGGGUGCAGUAUGCCUUGGUGUGGCCGUAUUCUUGGCAAUUAGUACAUUGAACUGGAUUGAUACGUUUGUGCGGCUCCUCCACGGUGAUCCUCCGAUGUAGCAAGUACUGUAAAUUGUAUAUUGGGUGCACUUCGUUUUUCUUUAGUGCCUGGAGCUCUGGUUCGAGUUCUAUUUUGAAUAGUGGCUGCGGAACUUUGUCUUUGUUUAAAAUAUUAAUAGCUGUCUUUGCAGAAAAGUUUUUGGCCUUCAGAGCCUCAAUUAUCUCAGCUGGUGUCACUGUUGCUUCAAUGCCCUUAAGUACUACCUGUAGCCCUUUGCAACUUUUUAAUUGGUAUGUGUAGUAGUUUUUACCAGCAUCAUUUAGGUAUUUAGUCACUAUACGGUGGUCUGCUUCUGUUUGGAUCUGUAGUUUUAUUUCAUGAAUAUUUCCUUUUUUAAGUGGGAUAAUGUGGAACUUGCUGUCACCAAUCAAAGCAACGAGUUUAUUUACAAGUGCAUUUGUACUUUGUUCUCGUAUGAAAAUUGGUGGAGGCCUGGUCUUUUUUGGUUCCCCUACCGUUUUUUCGUUGGGUUGUUCGGUCGCAGAAUCAGCCAAGAUAGCAUAUCGGUUUGAAUUAUUUACUGCAGAGUUUUCAUUGCCGUUGUUGGUUCGAUUGAUUUUGGGUUGAUUACCUGCCUUAUUGUUUUGAGGGCUGAGCUUUCUCUUGAUUUGGAUGUAGCGAUCCAUGCCAGUCUGCACAGUCGAAAUCGACUUCUGCUUUUGUUUUGAUUCUUCUUUACGUGCAUUAUUGUUGUUGCAAACGGUCAGUGCUGCUGAAUUAUUUACAGCUGGCACAGCGAUAAUUAGUUGGGCCGCUGACGAAGUUGAUGUUGUGGCAGUUGCCAGUGAGGUCACUGCACUCGUUAUUGCAGUGUUACAGUUACCCGGGACGGUCGUUUGGCGCUGCGAGAGGAGCGGGGUAGGAGAGGCGGUCUCUUCGCUCCACGACUUGUGAGCCGAAGCAGGCAGAGAGGGAGAGCAAGAACGCGGUCUGUCGUUCGCUGAGGGCAAAAGUUUCGAGUUAGUUGAAGGUGAGGGUGCUCGAUCACCGAUUUGCGGUGAGACGAAAGAAAAGUAUGCAUUGUUGCGUUGUAAAGAGAGCCGGCGCUCGUCUUGUUCACAUUGUCGCUGAGAACGUAUGUCGUUUUGAUUCAUUGUUCUAAGUCCACAUAUAACAAUUACCAGAACAAUAUGGAAUAAUUAUUUAUUUUAGUAAAUAAUUACUAUAGUCAAUAAUUGUUAGUUGUGCAAACUGCACUUUACACUUUGUGUUUAACUUUCACUAUACUGUUGUAGUUUUUAGAACUUGCUAUUCGUAGCUUGAAAGAAACACGUCGUUUCGAUAAGUGACUCAAGUGGAAAAAAAAAGUGUCUACACUUGACACAGUGUUUGCACUUUGCGCUGAUUUAAUCUCUCGCCCGCCUUUGGCUGUGGACUUGAGAAACUAAGAAUCAUUAUAAUAAAUGUAAUCAUGACUUGUAAUUAUUUUAGAAUCCCUCUGGAUUUGCUUUGGUUUGUUUGUCGUAUUUUAAAGCUUUUUCCACCACACAGGUGAAUUUAUAAGUAUGCACUUGAAAUUGCUAUCUCAGAACUUUUGAGACUUUCGAGUAUAAAAACGCAAACAACAUUUCAAAUCGCCGCAAGUGCGGUGCGUAGAGCUUUAAUUGUCGGUUGUGUACGCGGGAGCUCAGAAUUAUUAUUAUUAUACUAAAAGUUUCCUUGAAAUCGCUUGAAAAACUUGUUGCGAAUUAGGCCAGUUGCAAAUAAGUUGUGUGACUAAAAAACCUGU